AUUUCAGUUUUAUUUUAAUCCAGGAGUGCAGUAUUAUUUUUAAUUCGUCUGUAAACUCGUCGUCCGUUAGUUUCAUACGGUUUAGAGUUUCGUUUUCUUCAGAUGAAUUAAACCCCGUCGGAAAUCCGUGGCUUAAAGUGUCGUCAUGCCGGUCCAGUGCAGUAACUGCGUCCAGAGACGUGCUGUGCUCAAACGGCCCAAGACCGGACACUCUCUCUGUAAGGACUGCUUCUUCUGGGCGUUCGAGGAGGAGAUCCAUCAAACCAUCGCGUCCGCGGGGCUCUUUAACCCCGGAGAGACGGUGGCCAUCGGCGCCUCGGGCGGGAAGGACUCUACCGUCCUGGCCCAUGUGAUGAAGGUCCUGAACGAGCGCUACGACUACGGCCUGAACCUUCUGCUGCUGUCGGUGGACGAGGGCAUCACGGGUUACAGAGACGAUUCUCUGGAGACGGUGAAGAGGAACCAGCAGCAGUACGAGCUGCCGCUGAAGAUCGUGUCUUAUGAAGAGCUGUACGGCUGGACCAUGGACGCCAUCGUGAAGCAGGUGGGGCUGAAGAACAACUGCACUUUCUGCGGGGUGUUUCGCAGGCAGGCGCUGGAUCGAGGAGCCGUGAUGCUGAAAGUGGACAAGAUAUGCACAGGUCACAAUGCGGACGACGUGGCAGAGACGGUGCUGAUGAAUGUCUUGCGCGGAGACAUCGCUCGUCUCCGCCGCUGCACCGCCAUCAGCACAGCCAGCGACGGAGAGGGCGCCAUCCCACGCUGCAAGCCCCUCAAAUACGCCUACGAGAAAGAAAUCGUCCUCUACGCCUAUUUUAAGAAGCUUGACUACUUCUCCACGGAGUGCAUCUACUCGCCCAACGCCUACAGAGGACACGCUCGUGCCUUCCUCAAAGACCUGGAGUCCGUCAGGCCCAGCUCCAUCGUAGACGUCAUCCACUCGGGCGAGACCCUCUCCAUAAAGGACGGGGUGAAGAUGCCCGUGCAGGGAACGUGCUCUCGCUGCGGCUACAUCUCCAGCCAGGCCCUGUGUAAGUCCUGCGUUCUGCUGGAGGGCCUGAAUCGAGGUCUACCCAAACUGGGCAUCGGGAAACAUCACCGUCUGCACGGCAAAAUUCUGGCUCGGGAGCCUUUGACCGAACAGGAGGAGAAGAAACUGAAGCCUGUGGACUUCUGACGCUAGAUUUGAAAAACUGGUUGCUUUUCCACUGUGUUUUUACCGCGAGAUGAUUUCGUUUGAUUCAUUUAUUAAAGUCACACGCGUUCGCUUAAUACAACAAUUCUUGUUUUAAAGUUAUGCCACCUUCACAUCAGGGGAAAUAUUACCAGUGAUUUUAUUUAUUUAAGCAAUAUUCAUGACAAUAAAGUUACUCAUGAUUUCUCAUUUUUGCUUUUCUGUUUCAGGAUCAUCACUGUAAUUCAAGCAAAUUCUCAUUUUAAUCUCAUUUCAAAAUAAAUUUUACUGUUGUUAUUAUUGUA
Messenger RNA from Puntigrus tetrazona (Sumatra barb), 1479 nucleotides. RefSeq names its product cytosolic thiouridylase subunit 1 homolog (S. pombe) (gene ctu1). Bases 146 to 1177 code for a protein of 343 amino acids. Gene Ontology annotation, cellular component: mitochondrion; cytosolic tRNA wobble base thiouridylase complex. The record is from RefSeq and is a predicted model, not a curated record. The transcript is spliced from 3 exons. Gene Ontology annotation, biological process: tRNA wobble position uridine thiolation. Lineage: Eukaryota; Metazoa; Chordata; Actinopteri; Cypriniformes; Cyprinidae. Gene Ontology annotation, molecular function: tRNA binding.